Dromaius novaehollandiae (emu) is the source of this 5700-nucleotide messenger RNA. RefSeq names its product endonuclease domain containing 1 (gene ENDOD1). The transcript has 2 exons. Bases 367 to 1794 code for a protein of 475 amino acids. Gene Ontology annotation, molecular function: hydrolase activity; nucleic acid binding; metal ion binding. Lineage: Eukaryota; Metazoa; Chordata; Aves; Casuariiformes; Dromaiidae. The record is from RefSeq and is a predicted model, not a curated record.
GCUGGGCUCCAGCCUGGACAGUUGAUGCUGUUCAGCUAUAGAUCUGCACUGCUAUGGAGUUCCCUCCUCCUCUUCCAAAUUAGCCCCAGUGAUUUCAGACUGCUUGGCAUUAUUUCCCCGGGGCAGUUGGUGUCUGCAGCGUGUGUCAGCGCAGCCUCGCGCACGUUUGGUUUCACAAUGUGCUGCCUGCAGAAAGCGCUCGCUCCCUGAAGGGAACGGCGGUGGUUUCGUAUUUCAUUUCCCUUGUACACUACACCCGAAUUCCAGAGGCUUUCUGGCUUCGCUGCUGCAUGGGCUCAGAGCACAGGUCCUUUGCCGAAUCCAGCAGAGACAGAUAGGGCUUCCCUCAGCUCAAGGGAGUGGACCAUGAAGACGUCAAUUUUAUUUUUGCUUUGCCUCUCAGUUUUCCCAGGCUUUUCCCAGGGCAGAGUUGUUGGAGAGGAUGAAACUGGUUUUGCUGAAUGUAAUGUGUUCUUCUCUGGACAAGUCCCACCAGAAGGAUUUACCGAGCCGUUCCACGUGAAAAUCUGUCAGCAGUACAACAAAGAGCCACGGUUUGCAACCCUCUACAGUACGAAGGACAAAAUUCCUCUUUAUUCAGCUUUUAAGUAUACAAAGCCAGCCCAAACUGAGGAGGAGGACUGGCUGGUUGAACCGCAGAUAGAUGAUCCAGAAAAUGACCUGCAAGAGAUGGUGCAUGAAGCUGAUAUUGUUGGCUCUGUGGCUAACCUUGGUGCAAAUCAAGCCCUGACCUCGGACUAUGUGGGCUCUGGUUAUGAGAGAGGGCUGCUGAAUCCCAGCUUGCUCAAUGAGAAAGAUUUCCAGAUGGCCACCUAUACACUCACGAACGCCGUCCCUCUGAGCCCAUCUUUCAGCAAAAGCUGGCACAGGGACAUCAGGAGGGUAGUGGAGCAAGCUCUGGUCCCUCAUUGUUCCAAAAAGGAUCAUCUGUAUCUCCUUGCAGGUGCUAUUCCUUCCAACCUCCAAGUUAAUAGCAAGGUGUCAGUGCCAGAGACCCUCUGGCUGGCAGCAUGCUGUGAUGCUCCAGAGGGAUGGUCUUUAGCACUGGUGAAGAAAAUGAAAGAUGAAAACAGUUUGGCAGACCUAGCGGUGGGAGAGCUGGAAAAGCAGCUUCUAGCAGGAGUUCACUUGUUCAAGGGGAACUGUGGGGCAGAUAACCAAAGGCAGGAGAAAAUUGAAGCAAUACUGCAAGCUGUUACUCAGAUCCAGUCUGGAGAGCAAGCAGGAACAAGUGACAACCAGGAGGCCAAAGACAGUGGCUUGGUGAGAAAAGUGGCUGGCAUCAUUGCCACCCCUUUUAUCAAACUUCUGGAACUCCUCAUCUACGUCUUCGUGGAGCUAGUGAAAUUGAUGUUUCGUUUUCUGUGGCUUAUUAUCAAGUGGGUUGGCAGUACUCUUCUGGAUGGAGUCUACAGCCUGUGGAAUGGGGUGGUUUCCUACCUUACAGAGAUCAGCAUGGUGCUGAUCAGCAUCCCCUGUGAUGUGGGGAAGGUCAUCAUCAACAUCCUGCAGGGUUUUCUGGAAAUUAUUCAAGAUGUUGCAAUUUUCACCUACAAGAUCCUGAGCAUCCCCAUGGGAUUUGUCCUUCACCUCGCUGCUUUCCCUUAUUACUCCAUCUGUGCCAUUCCCUCCGUCCUCAAAGACAUAGCCACUGGAAUUGGUGGCACCUUCUCGCUGGUUAUUGAUGCCACAGCCACCCUUCUGCAUGGCUUUUACUACCUUGCUGCUCACAUAGUCAAAAGGUUUGUCCCUAAAGGCUCCUCUGAUGACUGAUAAGGAUAGAAAUCAAAGCUGCAAAGACAAUAAGUGAAAGAGGAGUGGGGUAAUGCUUUAAGAUAUGUGGCCAAACGCUGUCAAUUCUGUUCUGAUAUUUAUUGUAGUGACAUUAAUAAUAAUGAACAAAUUGGGGAGUAACAGGGAGGGCCAAGGCAACUUCACCAGGGGACACCACCAUUGUAACUUAAGUUCUACCUAUUGUAAAGUAUUUGAGCUUUAUGAGCGUGGGUCACAGAGUUUCUGUGAUUUGCAAAUGUCAAGUUGCUUCCUCUGGGAGAUACACUCUAAAUGUGGUACAAGGUUAUUUCUUUCCGACUAAGAUAACACUGAGACCUAUGCACUGGCAGUGAACUCUGCAGAACCACAUUCCUGUCAGGGAGGAGGGGGUAGUAAGGGAAGGAUUUCAGUUGCAAAGGGUUCUCUUAAACCUGGAGAAAGGAAAAGGAUGUUUAGGGUGCAAGAAUUAGGGGCUGGGAAAUGGUGGGGAAUGGUAGGCAGUGGGGAGGGAACACAGGGCUAAAUUCUGCUGUUUGUUGCACUGCUCAUUUCAUUGCAGUUCCACUGGUGGAGCCCAAGGAAGAGCUAGGCCGGGUGUAUUUUAUCUGAUAGUUCUCAAGCCUUGGCCUUUCAAGGCAGCUGAAAUCAUGUGAAUCUUGUUUUGAGGAAAUACCAGCUGCCAGUUCUUUCAUGUAGUGGGAAAAUACUUCCCCUUAGCCAUACCAAGUUCACUUUCUCUGAACCAUUUGUUGCUCUCUGGUGACGACUAAAGGGCUAAAUCCCAAAGUCCUUGUUCUGGCUGGCCUGCUCCAAUGCCCGGAAGAGAGGCUUGAGUCAUGCUUUUGGCUUUGAAUCAAAUGCCCAUGUUCCAGUUACCAGCCUAUCUUGCCUCCUUUUAGAGCUGACACCUCAAAUACACAGCAGUAUUUAUGUGCCUGAGAUCUCUGCGAGAUGAUGCCCAGGCUGGAAAGCAGCAUUGUCACAGUCAUCCUUCUUAGGUAUGCCCUGAAAGUGCUCACAUGGAGAAAGUGAUCCUCCCACAUUUUCCUCCAGGACAGAGGAAAAGUAGCUCUGCCUUUCUUACUUGUCUGAAUCCGCAGCAUCAGUGGAAGUCCUUACAAACAGGGACACAAGAAACAUGGGAGAGGAGAUGUGUGGGGAGCACAUGGGGAAAAUUUGUUGCUUUCACACUGAGGGCUAUCAUGUUUUUCUAGACCCUACCUGGAGAGCAGGCAGCCUGCAGAGUGGGGCAGGGCUCCGUGCUCGGGAGAGCAGAUGAUUCCCAGUGGUGCUGUUACAUCCCAGGGAAUGGAGCUGAUCUAAGGAAUCAGACCUGUGGUGUGCCCAGGGUUUUGAGGAAGUUAGUCUUGGAAUCAGGAGGAAAACAACAAAAGGAAUAGGAUGCUCAUGGAAAGUUAAUUACACUUGGAAGUCCUGCCAGCACGGAUGUGGCAGGGCAGAGGUCUUGGGCCACCCAAAACAAGGGUUUACCUGGCUCUCACAGCUACAGGAAUCAGCAGGGCCCAGCUCAACCUGAGUCCUAGCAGCAAAGCCUCUGGUAGAUCUCGGCAUCUCCCUUCAUUAUUCGUUUUCUGAAACCGGAGAAAGGAAAAAGUGGUUGUGUUGCCGCUUUCUCACGUGAGGAUUCUUGACUGUCAAGAGGAAGGAGAGGCGGGAGGGAGAUCUGGGGCAUAGCAUUCAUUCUGCUGCACAGCUACCUCCCUAGUUAGCCCAUAACUCAUUCCACAAGCAGACUUAUUUAUGUCAGAGGGGACACAACUCCUCUUCUUCACUGCUUCACCAGAAAUAAUGCAGUCCUCACUGAUGCGAGCUGGGACUCCUGGGCACUUCCCACAUGUGGGACACCAGAGCUGGGGUGUGUGUGGAGGCUUUGCAGGGAACAGUCACCAAUUAGCUAGACCCAGGCCUGCAGUCACAGCUGAGCCAGGAGUGUAGAAAUGCACGCUGAUAGCGGAGCAGGGCACAGUGGCACUGCCAUUCCCCAGGGCUUCGCUCAGCUCUGCUCCCUCUUCCCAUCACAUAGGGGUUAGGGGAAGGGGUGUUUAUUUCUUGCUACAGCUCUGUCUGUGGGGAGAAACGCUUGGUGACAGCAGCAGCAUUUGAUCUAGCUGACAAACUCGGCGUGUGUCUCGGAGUGUGAGAAAGGCAUUCAGGAGUCCAGCAAGGCCAUGCACAGCCCCUGCCCGUGACCCCCACCUGUGUCCCUCCUUCCCUUUGGCGCUGGCUUGGUUGUGAACUCCCAUCCUGACAUAGCGGCACGUAGUGAACUCCCACUCUUCGCCUGGAGGUAACUCAGUGCUGCCACCUGUGCUGGGGACCCCAUCUGUGCUGUGUUGCUCCUGACUGACCCUGAAUUGAAGAAAACCCAAUUACUCCACAUGGCAACUUUGCCUCUUUCCCUCACAUUGAAUAAAAAAGGGGCUGAGCGGGGGAGACCAUUUUUGAGGGGCAAAGGGGAGUUGCUGGUUCAUAUCUGCCCUGUCCUCAAGUGAGAGAAGGUUGUUUCCUUAGCUCAGGGGACUGUGUGUGCAGGUCUCAGACCAGCACACUAUGAAGAUGCAUCCUUACCAGGUAACACACCCUUCAGUCACGUUGCUAGCAGCAGCUCAGCAGUGGGGAGGCUCUGGGCUGACGGGGUUAGAGAGCAACUCAUGGUCUCAGCCCAAGCAGUCUAGCUCUCAAGGGGAGGCAUGCUGGUAGGGCAGGGCUGUUAGGAGGAAGUUCGUGGAGAGGGAGAGGCCUCCUCUCCAGCAGUGUCGGGUUCAUUCCAAAGGAAGGGCAACUUUUGUGUGCAGUAGGGGUUUAAUCAGGUGAAUUUGGCAGUGUUUUACGAAUUAGUCCUUUGCCUUGAAUUUCUUGGUACAGGGAUUUCGGGUGCAAGGGGCAAGUUCCAGGUCACUGCUCCCAGCAGGCAGAAAACAGCACCCGGCUGCCUGGGAAAACUUUUUCCAAACCAAACGUUGCAUCUUUGCAUCCUUGAAUGUGUCUUCACUGCCAUGGAGCCAGAGAAGGCUGUUGAGUCUGGUCUCGACAGACCUCGAUUUCCACUCCUUUCCAGGAGCGGGGAUGCAUCGGUAGUAGAGUGAGAUCCUCAGUUGCAAACUGAGCUCUCCUCUCAGAGUAUGUGACAGCAGUCCCAGGAAGGAGAGCAACAAGCUCAGGUGUCAGGAGCUGUGACUCAAGCAUCAGCAUAGGAGAGCCAGGGUCCCCACAGCCUCCGGAGGCACGUGCUGUCCCAGCAUCUCUCGAGCACAGCCCCAGAGUCAGGGAGGAGGCAGCUGCCCUGCGCACUGCUGCCUCUCUCAUGCCUUAUGUGUGGCCUAGCCACAACCCCUCCCUGGCUGUUAAUCCCAGCAUGACCCAGCAUGUCCAGUGCACCCCGGUCACAGAGACAUGGGAGCUCACACGCUGAGAGGCAGCAAGGAUGAGGUGCCUCAGUGCACCUGGAGGUCUGUCUCGCCACAUCUCCAUCACCAUUGCUACCCUGCCCAGCUAGGUUCACGCCAGCCCAUGAGCACGUCUCCAUGCUGCAGCCAUGUCUUCUGAUUGCAGGGUGGACAGUGCUUUAAAUCUAAGAGGCUGCACCGCUGUAGGAUUUGGGCAGAUGUUGAGCAAUAUUAUUAAAAUUGUUUUAACAUACUCAGAUUUCAAACACUAAAAACUGCAACCAGCACAGGUCAUUUUUCUCCUGUGCUGCAUGUCUGAGCAGGCAAUAGGAAACCUGCCUAAAACAGUAAGUAAUUAUUACAGAACAAGCAACAUCCUGCUACAAAUUAACUAUUGUUUGAGAUUAUCCUUAUCUGGGCAUGACUUAUGGCUUGUGAGCUUUAUUCUAUCCUUGGAAAUGUAUGGCUUUAACAAAAUAAAAGUUACUUUUCCAAAGAA